AUGAGUCCAAAAAGCUUUACAUGUUCUAAAUGUAGCAAAACCACAAACGACAAGAAGCUAUCAGUAAGUUGUAACUCCUGCAAGAGCAUUUUAUGUGGUGAUUGUCAUGGAAUGUCACCAACUGAAGUAAGAGUGUUCGAGUUAAAGACAAUAGCUCGAGUGGUUUCUUUCUUAUGUGUCGAUUGUAAGUCACUAAUGGCACAAAUACCAAAUAUAAUGAAACAACUGGAGGAACUUACUAAAGAAGUACACCACUUGCGAUUACGUCAAAACAUGCUUGUAACUGAAGGAGCAAUACAAGAAUUGGCUGAGCGCACUAAGAGAACUAACAAUAUAAUAAUUUACGACGUACCAGAAUCAACCUCGGAUAAACCUUUACAAAGGCAGGAGCAUGAUAAAGAGGAGUGCAGGAAAAUAAUAACAUGUGUGAGCAAAAAAGUUAGCUGUGAUAAUGUGAAACUAUUUCGUCUUGGUAAGUUUCAAGCUGGGGCUUCUCCUCAUCCCAUUAAAGUAGUAAUGAAGUCUAAGAAUGAUGCUAUUGAGAUACUUCGUAACAAAACUAAACUGGAUAAACCGUCAAAUAUUAAAUCAGAUCAAACUGCCAUGCAACGCGAGUACUUAAAAUACCUCCGUGAUGAAUUAGAGAAUCGUACUAAUAAUGGAGAACAAGGCUUGACUAUCAAGUAUAUACAAGGGCAGCCUAAAAUUAUCUGUAAACAGGAGAUAAAAAACUAG
This is a messenger RNA of Parnassius apollo (apollo), 735 nucleotides long. NCBI's taxonomy places the organism in Eukaryota, Metazoa, Arthropoda, Insecta, Lepidoptera, Papilionidae. The record is from the annotation of a GenBank genome assembly.